AUGAUGGGUGGUGCGGAGCAUGACGGCGGUGGAGGAGGCAGCGAAGCAGACAAGCGCACAUUGUGGGUGGGCGAUAUCGACCGAUGGAUGGAUGAAAACUACAUAGUAGCACUGUUCGGAUCAGCUGCCGAGGUGGCCAACGUCAAAAUCAUUCGGGACAAAAUGACGGGGCUGCCGGCUGGCUACGGUUUCGUAGAAUUCAAGUCUCACGAGGGUGCUGCGCGGGUCCUCAACGAUUUCAACAACGUGCCCAUCCCCGGUGUCGGGCGUUCCUUUCGCCUGAACUGGGCCACCUUUGGCAUCGCAGCCAGGCGACCAGAGACCGGGCCUGAGUUCUCACUGUUCGUGGGCGACCUGGCACCCGAAAUCUCUGAUGAUCAGCUUCAGGCUUUCUUUGGCGCGCGCUACAGGUCCGUCAGGUCGGCCAAAGUCGUGACCGACGCUGCCACAGCAGCCUCCAGAGGCACGUGCAGCUCGGCCAUUAACAAACAUUUGUUUUCGCACUUCGCUCUUUUGUGUAGCGCUGACGGUUACGGGUUUGUGCGGUUCGGCGAUGAGACGGAGUGCUACUCUGCGAUGACCGAGAUGCAGGGCAUGAUGCUGGGCAGUCGCGCGCUUCGUCUCAGCCAGGCCACGCCGAAGAAGAGCUCUUCUAUGGGCGGGGGAAUGGGCAUGCCCAUGGGAAUGCCGAUGGGCGGCGGCGGUGGCGGCGGCGGGCAUUCCGCACCCAUGCCAGAACAGGCCGACCCCUCGAACACUACGAUCUUUGUCGGCAACCUCGACUCGACAGUUGGCGAAGAUGAGCUCAGAGGUCACUUCAUGCCGUUCGGCGAGCUGGUCUACGUGCGAGUGCCUCCGGGCAAGAAUUGUGGAUUCGUUCAGUUUGUGCAUCGCUCCUGCGCCGAGAACGCCAUGCUCAGAGUGCACGGCAAGACAAUCGGACUGGUGGACGCCCCGGCUCCUCGAGAGCCGGACCGCCCCAGGGCGCACCAUUUGGUGGUGGCGCUGGCAUAUCCCGAUUACUAUGGCGCUGGCGCGGGUAUGGGCAUGAUGCCGCCUGCUGUCGCUGCCCCCUACGCACCCGUGAUGCCCGUGGCGGCUCCCACACCGCCGGUCGAGACCAGCUCGACCGAAGAUAUUUACUUCACGCAGAGCAUGGACCAAGUGGUGAAGCGGCAAAACGAAGAGUUUGCGACCGGGCACAUAAACAACCUGGUGCCCAACUUCUUCUGGUCGAGAAGCCACAACCUGUCCAGCGUCAGCGAGUUCGAGUGA
Acanthamoeba castellanii str. Neff is the source of this 1275-nucleotide messenger RNA. Its product is annotated as RNA recognition motif domain containing protein. The transcript has 10 exons. Gene Ontology annotation, molecular function: mRNA binding. Bases 1 to 1275 code for a protein of 424 amino acids. Lineage: Eukaryota; Discosea; Longamoebia; Acanthamoebidae. Gene Ontology annotation, cellular component: cytosol. The record is from RefSeq and is a predicted model, not a curated record.